Molecule: messenger RNA, 2308 nt
Organism: Ceraceosorus bombacis
Lineage: Eukaryota; Fungi; Basidiomycota; Exobasidiomycetes; Ceraceosorales; Ceraceosoraceae
Source: the annotation of a GenBank genome assembly
AUGGAGAUGCUCUCGCACGAGGCUCGGCGGGCGACCUUUGACGACGAAGGCGCCUCCGCAAGGGCCGGUUCUCGAGCUGCUGGCGGUACGAGCAAGCGCAAAGGAGCGACGGGGAGCUCGGCAGCCUUGACGUGGCCUCACACCGGCAAGUCUAAAUAUCCAAGCCCUUCACAACUAGCAGCAGCCGGCUUUCACUUUUCCCCAACCCACUCUUCACCCGAUCGUUGUUUGCACAUCUUUUGCGAAGCGGCGGUGGAGGAUUGGAAGGAUGGAGAGGAGGCGUCGGAUAGGUUGAUGGAGAUGAUGGCGGACUGUCCUUUUGCGAAGAUCGUCCUGAGCGCGCGAGCAGCUGACAAGGGCAACAAGCUGUGGAGGGAGAGCGAGGAGAAUGUAGAAUUGCUGCCCAGCUCGAACGAGAUGUACGAAGCGAGAAAGGCUACAUUCGGAGAUGCCUGGCCGCACGAUGGCAAGAGGGGAUGGAAACCGACCAGUGCAAAAGUGAGCAAUGAGAAAGGAUCGGUAGCGUGUCUGCCGCUUCGCACGCGUCGACUGACACGCAUGCAAAUGUGGUAACUGUCGCGCCUUCUCCUCAUAGCUAGCGAAGGCGGGCUUUCACUUCACACCGGCUCCUGAUGAGGAAGAUGAAGCAGAUCGGGCAACCUGCAUCUACUGUGACAGGGCGCUAGGAGGUUGGGAAAAGGCUGACGAUCCAAUGUGAGUUAUGCUUUGCGGACACUCCUACGACCCUUGCUGAUUGAUGUGAGCCCGCUGCGAAUACGCCUAUGCAUUCACAGUGAAGAGCAUCGGCGACGAGAACCAGAAUGUCCCUACUUUACUGCGACCCUGCAUCCUGUCGAUACGUUAGAAGUCGAUGUUGCCACAGAGAGCGCUUCCAGACGAAAGGUCGCAGCAAGCAAGAAGACGACGCGCUCCGAUCAGGUUGAGGAGGAUGUCAUCGCGAAUGCCGACACAGUCGAGUCUGCUGUGGACACAGGUUCAGAGGUACCAAGGUAAGUCGAGCGAUGAACAGAUUCCGUGCGCGGAUCUGACUCAACAUUUACCCUUCCAUCGCGCACACAGGAGGCGCACGGGGCGCAAAAAGACCGUGGCUGAGGCGGCAGAAGCUCCUUCAGCUCCGUCAAUUGCAAAGUCGAAAGUGGCAAGGUCUGUCAGCCGGAAAGGAACGCGGGCUGCACGUGGCCAUGGCGCCGCAGACGAGGAGGAGCAGGAUGACGGCGAGGGCGUUGCAGUGGACGCGCAGGAGACUACAGAACGCGAGCCGACACAGAAGCCGACCAAGGAAGCUCCCUCGCUCGCACGUAGUGUGCGCGGACGGACAGAAGCAGCUAAGGUGGAGGCGGGUGAAGAGGCUCUCAUGGAUGCCGACAAGCAGAGCAGCAAGCAUGCAUCCACACACACAAGCAAGGCAGCAGAAUUUGGAGCGAAUGCGAGCGCACCUGGCGUUCGAACACGAGGCAAAACGCACGCCGGGACAGAAGAAGCGAGUGCCGACGAGGUCAAGAGCGGCUCAACGCCUAGCGACACGACUAGCAAAGCAACUGCGUUACAUGUGCCGUCAGAAACACCGGCCAGGGUCACGCGUAGCGCGAGCGGCGUGACGAAGCCUUCGCGCAGAAGUCUGGAGAGUGCUGCUUCGCUGGCCGCUGCCGAGGGCCCUGGCGCUGUUCCCCUUUCGCCAGACGCAACAAGGAGGAAGACCAAAGCUGCAAAGGACGAGCCGUGCCGCGAAAGGCAUAAUGACGAUGAAGAGGCUGUGCCGCUUGAUAGUCUGACCGAAAAGGAGCUGGAGCGCGCUGCGCAGGCUGGCAAAAAGGCUGUCAAGCCUCAACGAUCUGUUAGUUCCCUUAGAUCCAAAGCGCAAGCUGAGCAGGAACACACACCACGAGCGAUGAAGAGCUCUCAGCGGUCCGCUUCCAAGGCAGAGGCUGCGCGUUUGGAGACUGGCGAGCUGCAAGCAUCGGAUCGGAAAUUCGCGUCGAUACCGAGAAGAUCACCUUUUGCCAGCUUGAGCAGGCAGAAUGAACAGAGUAAGCAGAUGGGUUUGGACGUGCAGUCUAAUACCUGGCGAACAGCGCUCAAGAAGCUGGAGCAAUUGCCGACUUUGAUGCCGGAGGAUGAGAAUCUGACGGUGGAUGAGUGGCUCAAUAGGCAGAUGCAGGCGGCUAUCGAGGAGCUGAAAGCAGAGGGUCAGAUGAAGGUGGAGGCGCUGAAGAAAAGGAUAGAGGAACAGAGAAGAAUGACGGAGCUCAUUCUUCGAGGUCAGGUGCCUGCUGCUGCUGCUUCUUGA